Molecule: messenger RNA, 816 nt
Organism: Vicia faba (fava bean)
Lineage: Eukaryota; Viridiplantae; Streptophyta; Magnoliopsida; Fabales; Fabaceae
Source: the annotation of a GenBank genome assembly
AUGGCUAACUUCAUUACUAGUGGCAGCGGUGGCCCGAGAGAAUCACUUGUUGAACGGCAAGCAAAGAUCAAUGCUGCAUGUUCUUCAUUCAUCCAAAUCGGUUUCCGUCCCGAGUUGUUUAGCCUCAACAAUCUCCAUAACCACGGCUACACCGAUACUAAAUUCCUGGAGCUUAUCCAACCUAUUUCUUUCAUCCCAGAUCUCUGCGCUUUAAGAUCUUUUUUCAAUAUAGCUCGUGAAUCAGUGUAUUAUCCUUCCGCCACACCUCCGAAUGGAUUCUUCAAUUUCGUCAACUGUAUCAACUGGAUGAAAAGUGAGUUGUCAGCAAAAAUGCAAAAGGAGGGAAUGUCAGUAGUUGCCUUAGCAAGAAUACUUUUUGAUUAUGCUGCUCCUCUUACGCAAGUACGCAAACGCAUUCAGAGCGAGAUCCACGAAUUAAAGGAGCGUCAAAUGGAGCUGGAAGCACAAUCUGCAAGAAUCAGUGCUGACUUGAAGUUAAAGUUAGGUCCUCUUUAUGGAUAUGAAGAGCCUUCCAUAGCUGAAAUGAGAGUUGGGUCUUAUCUGCUUUAUGUAAAGGAUUGUAUAUAUAGGGGGAUAACUGCCACCCCAAAAUUUGAUGAGAUGGCAUGUGCGAAUUUAGUGGAUGUGUUUGGUGGGGCUAUGAAGGAGCGUCACUUGAUUAAGUUCUUGAAUGAUCCUGUUAGGAAAAAGCGCAUUGAAACUUACUUUAAUAGCAUACGGUUUAAGGGUUUAGCUGCUAUGGAUGGUAAUGGUUAUCAGAACUUUGAAGUUGCUGACUCUCUUGAGGAUCUUUAA